Messenger RNA from Drosophila persimilis, 705 nucleotides. RefSeq lists its product as uncharacterized. The transcript is spliced from 2 exons. The record is from RefSeq and is a predicted model, not a curated record. Bases 34 to 654 code for a protein of 206 amino acids. NCBI's taxonomy places the organism in Eukaryota, Metazoa, Arthropoda, Insecta, Diptera, Drosophilidae.
CAAGUGAACACCGACAGUCGGAUGACUUAAAAAAUGAGAAUAUUUUCAAUUUUAUGCCUUUGCCUGUUGGCGGUUUGGCAGAGUGAGGCCACGUUCGAUCUGGUCGGCAAAGGGCUCUACUAUAUAGGCAAUGAAGAUGGCACUUUAAGAAACUGUGACUGGUUUCUUUCGAGAAGAGACUGCUGGAAGCACAACAGCCAGCUAGUGUCCGUGGAAACGAUCGAGGAGUUAAAGGCGCUCGAGGACUACGCGCUGUCCAAGGGCUUCGCCGAUGGCAGCACCUUUGCCACGUCAGGCCACAGCUUCGACAGUGAAAUGCCCUACUCCUGGGAGGGCGUCAAGCAGCCGCUGACCUUCACCCGCUGGAUGCCCGGUACGGAAAAGCCGCUGUCCAAAAGCUAUCUCAGUCUGGUGCUGUCCAACUCGACAUUGUAUAUGAGGAGAUCUUUCGGGUACGACAACUACUAUAUCUGCGAGUAUCAGCCAGCGCUUCUGCGUCUUUGGCUAUCAAUGAGCACAACGAACUGGAUGGUACUGGCAGGUUCAGUGCUCAUUUCCAUUCGCUGCAUGAUAUUUUUGUGCAGUCGAAAGACAAGAGCGAAGGCAAAAGUAUCAAACAAAGAAAAGCUCAUAUCAACAGCAGAUUCAGUAUGACAUGCACAAUGUGCAUUCAUAAAUGUUCAUAAAUAAAGCAGAAAAAACCAA